AUGGCAAUCAAACACUUCGCCUCUUUAUCUCUGGUCAUUCUGGCAUUGGCCACAACCCUCCUCGCCGGACAGGCUGAGGCUCGCCGUGGCUUAGGAGGUAACCUCUGCCGCAGAGCCAACUAUCCCGCCAUCUGCCGAUCAGCAGUAAAGGGGUUGAGGAAUCCAUAUGCCGCCAUGUCUUCAGCCAUUAGGCAACUGAUUGCCCAGACCAACAGGGCGAAGAGGUUGGCUGCCAAGCUUGGAAGGUCCGGCGCCGGGGAGGUUUGCAGGGAAAGCUACGCGGAUGCAAUUGGCGACCUCCGGACGUGCUCGGUUAACCUGAGAAGGCAUGACAAGCCUGGCCUGAAUAUUAACCUCUCGGCUGCACUGUCGGCUUUCGGAGACUGCGACGACGCAUUAUCAGAUUAUGGAAGAUCUCCACUGAGCAGAAAGAACCAAGCCCUCCAUAAGAUGGCUAGCAAUGGCUUGUAUUUGGCAACUCUAAUUCACUAG
Molecule: messenger RNA, 492 nt
Organism: Carya illinoinensis
Lineage: Eukaryota; Viridiplantae; Streptophyta; Magnoliopsida; Fagales; Juglandaceae
Product: pectinesterase inhibitor-like
Exons: 1
Coding region: 1-492 (163 amino acids)
Molecular function (GO): enzyme inhibitor activity
Source: RefSeq, a predicted model, not a curated record